AACCAGCAGUAGGUGAAACUUGCAGAAGGAUUGCUGAAACUCUUGGCUUUUGGAGCCCAUUUGUAACACAUCAGAGAAUGUUAUAAGCAAGAAUUCAUUUUGCUCGUGUUCCCAAGAUCUACUCCAUCCCUUAAAGAUAGAAGUAAUUAAUGGCAGGAUCAAUCUAAGCACAAGAGAGGGCAGUUUUCCAUCAAUCUAGAGCAACAGUCGUGUAGUUCUUGAAUUGUUUCCCUCUUCCUUAUUCUCUAACUCAGAGACCUGUUGAUCGUUUUUUGAAUGUUAAUUUCCUGAUCGUGUUAACUGUGUUCCCAUGUCUUGUGUAAUCCCAUGUUUCCUUCUACAUCCUUAAUAGUUUUUUGUGUUCUGUUGCCAAAAUGUCUCAGAUCCUGCUGUGCAGUUACCAGAUGUCAGUGCAGGAAUGUGGUAUAUUGGAAAGCCGGACGGUGAAAAACAAGAGUUGCUUGAUAUUAACUUAAUCAGGAACUGCCUCAGACAUGGUUCAACUUCGCAUGUAAUGCAAACCUCUCCAAUGAUGCAGCAGUAACUGUGGAUUACUUUCCCCCCCGAGUCCCACUUCUGACCAGUAUUUUGUGGUGGGAGUGAGUGUAACUCCAGUUUCAGUUCAGUGGCUGCUUGCAGGGAAUACUGUGUGCAGAUCCCUUCACUCUUAUCUUUGUCCUGGCCUGGUGCUCUACUGGUGGCAGCUCAAGGCAUGCUGUCGUACUGCUGAAGGAUUAACAUGUGGUCAGAGCAGAGUGCCAUUGGGGUCUCUAAAAGAGUAUAUCCAAAAGAUCAUAGAAUCAUUUUAGUUGGAAAGGACCCUUGAAGAUCACCUAGUCCAACUCCUGCAAUGAAUAGGGACAUCCACAGCUAUAUCAGGGUGCUCAGAGCAAAUUUCUUCUGCAGAGCUUUGCAGACAGGUAGGAAAAUUCCACCUUAUCAAUAGUGGUUUUCCAUUAUUGGUGGAUGGCCUGGUGUCCAUAGUAAAAAUGACUUUAUAACAAAUGUGUGUAAUAAUGUUGAGAAAAUGCUGUGCUUUUUGCCAGAUCGUGUUAUGUAGUUGCUGUCCGUGGACUUAAUUUGGUAAUAAAAUGUCAUUUACUCUGGGGAGAGCUGUCCUGCUGCACCUCAGGAAGAAGAGCUGUGUAAGAAGGAAGGCACUGACCAAGUCUUUGCCAGCCAGACAGCGGGAGCAGCGUGGAACAGGGAUGGACAGCAGAAAUAAAGGGCCUUCUGUUUCUCUUCAUAAUGGCUCUCUGCCUCAAGGUCUUUUUUGGAGAUGGGAGACAUCUGGCUUUGGGAACAUCCUUUAUGUCAAGCAAACAGGUCACUGCAGUUUCUGCGCCUCUGUCAUGGAUCCAUUUGUGCUGCAGAGUUUCUCCACUUUCCCCUGCUCCUUAGCAGAAGGCCCACAGCACUCUGCUCGUAAAUCCUGCCUGGAUGUGGGUACCUGAAAGCACUGUCUGCACUCAGUGCUUCGUGUGCUGUUACGUACAGUGCUGCUGGAAAGAACAGACAGGAGGAUUUUAAAACACUGACUGGAUGAACAUAACCAAGCGCCCUUUAUUGCUGCCAUCAGGAGGAGCAGCAGCAAGGGGCUGCUUGAAAAACUGAGCUCAGUGUUUUCAUCUUCAAACAAACACAGCACUGUGUUUUGCAAAGUUAACGUUCCCUGGUUAUUCUCUCCACAUAUCUGGGGUUAAACCGUGCCUGUUUGUUUGUGUCUCUCUCUUUAAAGCAGCAGCAGCAGACUUCUGUGGAGAGAUGCAAUCAUGAAAGGCCUUGCGGAAACCCCACGUGACUGGGCCGGUUGAAACAUGUUUUAAACAAUUCGGGAAAGUUUGAAACUAUUUUUGGUUUUCUCAGUUUACAACCCCAUCUGCCCACUCCUCUCUUUCAAAGCCCUGCCUGAAGAUAACCCUUCGUGAUGGUCUCAAGGGAAAGAGCGGCCCUAACACUGGCUGUGCCUGGUACUGUGGCCUGGUCCUCUCUGGGCACCCUGCCCAUAGACCUGGUUUGCUGAGCAUGUGGAAGGGAGAUGUAUGGCCUUAAGAGCCAAAAGCCUUCCUCAAUCAGCUGCUGCCAACCUGUGUGCUCUGGGCUUGUUAUGGCAGCGGGUGUUUACAUCCCUGAGCUCUGAGGGCUCUUCGGCAGUCAGCCACAAGGGCAUGAGCUGCUGUGGAGUGCGUCCAGGAGGGCCUUCAUCUUUUGAUAGAGUGCCUUAGGCAUUGCACCCUGAGCAAAGUAUGGAAGCUCUGAUUUAUUGCUGUAAACUUAGCCUGUGCUGUAGUGGCUGGAAGAGCCCUGGUGAGGUGUAUCCCAGCUCUGGGCCUCCCAGUGCCAAGCAGCUGUCUGUGGCUGGUGCCUUCCUCCAGGAAAGAGGGCAGAGGGAGGCCAUGCUCACCACAUGAGGAGGCCAGCCUUCUCCUUGUUCACCUUGUCCUCAUUGCAUGUAAAUGACCCCACGCGAUGCCAUUUGCACAGCAGAUGAUUAGCAGGGCUUGCCUACCUUCAGCGUGGAAAAAUGAACGUGGCUUUACCAUUAUGCAGUUGACUGUUUGAAUCCAGAAGCUUAUUUCUUGAAGGUGAAACCUAAUGAUGCUUUGCUGGGACAAGAUGAGAUGCACUCCUUCUGAUCCGGAUGUUACUGAAAUAAGAGUGGUGUUGCCUGUGGAUAGAGACAUAACAUACUUCAUGGUGUGUAAAGGUAACAGGCAGCUCCUUCCCAAUGGGUGGGCACGUAGCACGUCAGAAAUAGGGAAGCAUGCCUCACAAAUGGCUAUUUAUUUCUCACUGAUAGUAUUAAGGCACUGUCAGAUGAGUCCCCCAGUGACAUCUGGGAUGGUGGGGAGAUUUGUAGGUAAUCAUGAACCAGCGAAUCCUGCUAAUGGCUGGUUCAUCACCCAAGAAAAACCUUUUCAUCUUUCCAGAGACUUCUUUUCAGACGGCCGUAAUAGCAGUAGUCCUGGUCAAGGCAACCACAGGAGUGGACGUGGGUCUGUGGUGGCUUUGUUCAGGCAGCACAUUAAUUCCUGAACUCCAGAAUAAUAGCCCAGCAUCAAAAAGGCUCAAAUGGCACUCGAAAAUAAGACUGUUCUGGUCAUCUUCAGCUACUGCUCCAGGUGCCAGGACUCUGUAUUUUCCCAAGCCUGCUUCCAGAAACAUGGGGGAUCCCUUGGGUUUGACCAACUACCGCAGGAGCUGAGUUUUGUGAGAAAGCGUUGACACUGGAACUAUUGGUUAGAGUGAUAAAAAUCCACCAUUGCUCAUUCAUUCUUCCUGCACUGAGGAGCCUGAGCAUCAUCACAGGCCUGAGAGGUUUCCACCGAAAACAAACAAGCUGUCAGAUGCCUCCACGAUCUUUUAUCUGGUAAUAAUUGUCUUCUCUCUGCGGAUUUCACUGGCAAACAUCUAUUCAUAAACUUUUUCAAAGGCUCCUUUUCUUAAGGAAAGAAAAAAAGAAGGGUGUGUUUCUUUUAGUUUUAAAGGAGACCAGGCUGAAUGGGUUUCAAAGCUUCAGAGGGCUUACAACGUCGGGCUGGUGUGCGUAGCUCUGUGAAGUAGGUGAUUAUAAUGCUUUUAAAUGACAGCAACCUCUCGCACCAAAAGCUGCUGCGGUUGUAAAAUAUUUUCCCAUCUCAGUUUCUAAAGUUCGGGGAAAGCAGCCCACAGUCACUGCUUCAAGUUUCUUAGUGGCAAGGAAGUGGCAAACGUGUUUAUCUGAGUGCUUUAAGUUCUGUUCUAGUGAUCCCGGGCCUGACUCAACCUUAAAGGAUGUGGGAAAUCUAUUACCUGGCUUUUAGGUGUAGGAUAUGGACUCAGCAGCAGGGGGUGAGCCCCAGGUCCCCACUGCAACAAAAGACCACCCGAGAGGGACCGUAAUCAGCAAAGUGCUUUAGAUUAGUAGCUAGAGCCAGAAAAAAAGGGUGCUUCUGUUGUGAUGAGAGUUAGAUCCACGUUAAUAGAAAGGCUUUGGGGUUUGUUUUUAUUCUCUAUUGUUAGAAAGAAAAACAUCACAGCGACGAAGUAUUUCUUCUGCUUCAGUGAAGCGCUGAGCUGAGGUCACCGUGUGACUUCAUAGGUAGUCACAGACUGCUACAAUUGAAGGAAACCAUCAUUUACCACCUGUUAUUUAGCAGAUGGGCACAGCUGAAACACAGCACUGCAGGAGGCUUUGUUGUUUCCUUAUCAAAUCCUGUGAGGAUGUGAUACCCCCUGAGACCACUAAGUGCUGCUGGGCUUGGGUGUUGCUGGCCGCAGCGGGUGAACCCUGAAAGCUUUGGUGGUUCACAUUAGCAUCAAAGAAGCUGGCUGCUUUCCCUGGGUUCCAGCUCAUGCUGAACCUUUAAUAAUAACACACGAGGACUCAGUAUUACAGGAAAGAGCAGGCUGGAUUAUUGGGCACACUGGACAUGAGCAGUCGCCUACAUAAAUUAGCUGAACUCCCGGUAUCCUGUGUGGGCAUGUACUGGGGCCUGUGCAAAGCUCAGAUGGAUUCCUCAACAGCUCUGUCCUUGGAGGUCUGUAUGGAGCAUUGCUGUGGGACACCAGUGUGGUUCUUCCAUGAAGCACUGACAGACUUUGGAGGAGUUCAGUCAUUCAUUCACCAAAAGAGUUGCCACCCACCAGCUGUGGCUGCCUCUGGCCCCUCCAACCUGGCCCCAAACGCCUCCAGGGAUGGGGCACCCACAGCCUGUUCCAAGAUGUGCUGGGUUUCUUCCUCUGUCCUGCCACAGAAACUUGUCAGAGCUUCACAGCUUUGGGAGACUCCUCCCAUUGUUAUAUUUGUUGCAGUUAGUUUGCCAGAAGGUUUAAAUAUUGCCAAAGCCACGACAACGGACACUUGAAUGUGCUCUGAAAGAGACUCAUUCCCUCAGGAUAUCGCUCUCAAAAAAGGAAAUGAUCCCAACGAAUUGGAGAGGCUCUUGUCAGAGAUGAAGCGAUUGGAGCAGAAUGGAUCAGGGAGAGCUGAGUGCACCACCUGUCCACCAGCAGCUCAUUGAUUGCGGGGAAAUGGCCGAACAGGGGCUGAAUGAUGUGUCAGGCCCGAGCCCUCUGUACCUGUCUGACCUCCCGUCAGGUGAAUCUGGGAUCAGCCUUGUUUGCAUAGGAGACAGGAUAGGUGAGCAGGGUGUUGCUCGCAAACCAGUUUCCACUGGUGGGAGUAAACUUGGAUUCUGAGCACAGUGGAAACCACGCUGGAGCUGAAAUUCUGGCUUCAGACUGCGCCAUAGCUUCUGCCCCAUCCAACCUGGCCUUGGAAGCCUCCAGAGAUGGGGCACCACAGCUUCUCUGGACAGUCUGUGCCAGCGCCUCCCCGCUCUCUGAGUGAAGAAUUUCUACCUAAUAUCUAACCUAAAUCUCCCCUCUUUUGGUUUAUCUUUUGGUUUAUUGGUUGGUGGUUGUGGAUGCCCCGUCCUUGGAGGUGUUCAAGGCCAGGUUGGACGGGGCCCUGGGCAACCUGAUCUAGUAAAUGUGUAUGUUUGGUGGCCCUGCUAAGCAGGAGGGUUGGAACUACAUGAUCAUUGGGGUCCCUUCCAACCCGGGUCAUUCUGUGAUUCUGUGAUCUCCAUUCCCCCUUGCUUUAGAGGACAUGUUGCAGCCAUUGGCUGCCACAUGCUGAGAAGAUGGCAAACGACAGAUGUUCAUAGUGCUUCAUGUCCAUCACGGUGCUACCUGAUGUAGUGUUCGGGUACGUUGCUGCAGGCUGUGUGUGUAUUGGUGCCCAUGAGCAAAACCAAGAGGGAGCACUCUAUGCAGCACACGUGUGACUGAUGGCCUCAGUGAGUGGGGCCAGGAUGGACAUCUCAGGGCAGUCAUAGGCGGUCAGACAGCAAUUCGGAUUAAUGAAGUCUGAUGUUCCCCAAACCGAAUUAAACACAACGUGCAGUUCAUCCCAAAGGAAAACUUGGACUGAAAACUGAGUAGUUUACGGGGAGUUCGGCAGGUGACCGAAGCCGUGGUUGAAACAGAGGCUGAUUUUAACACUGCGGUGUAAUGUGAACUUUUAGGAUGGAAAUCCCACCUGUAACAAACACACCGACCCCACCGUCUCCGGAGAGACGUUAGUAACAGUUCCACGCGGUGCAGCCGUUACCCAGCUCCUUGGAGCGCCGAGGCUUCGGAGCUCAGCGGCAGCGAGAGCGAUCACUGCGCACAUCACGAGCUGUAGGGGAGGGAAACACCCGCUUGGCAGAGCUCAGCGCUUUCCAGAGGUGAUGUGGGGCCGGGACGUGAACCUGGGAGCUGCUGGGGGCUUUCGGCUGAAGGAGCCGGGGUAGAAAACCAGGUCACAUAGAGUUGGGAGAGGCUGGAAGUUAACGCGUGCGCCGGGGCUGCGGGAGGCGAGAGGGAAAGAGAAGGAGUGAGGAUGCCGGGGGCCGCAGGGUCUGUGGGUGGGACAGGGAGCUCCCGGCCCCCGGAUUAAAGCCGGGACCGAGGGAAACCGGGACCCCGGCGGGGAGACGCCGAGCCGGGCGGGAGGAGCGGGGCCGCCCCGGCCCCUCCCCGCCGCCCGCCUCCACCGUGCCGAGCCGUGCCGAGCCGAGCAGGACGCAGCCGUCGGCAGCCCCGAGGUUCGCAGCUCGGCGGCGCUCCGCACAGCCUCGGGCCGGUGCAGGGCACCCAAAGGGGCUGGGCGGGACGGUGCGGGAUGGCGCCGUGUCAGCUGGGCACCCUGCGCUGAACCAGAGGCUGUCUUGGAUGAAGGCUGAGGGUGUGCUAUGGAGCUGGGUUUCAACUGCUCUGAGCUCUGCGAUGGCCAGCCUGGCUUCGGCAACCAGGAUCAGCAGCGGCGGAUGCUGCAGGAGCUCUGCACUGUCACUAUCACGUCAUCUGACCGCAGUGCAAAGAGCUCCCCAUCCUUCUCCGCUGCCCUCCUGGGAGUCGUGUGGACGUUUCUGACCGCAGGAGUCCUGCUUGCUCUAUUCUUCCUUGCCUUCACCAUCCGUUUCAGGAAAAACAGGAUUGUGAAGAUGUCCAGCCCCAAUCUGAACAUUGUGACCCUGCUGGGCAGUGGCUUGACUUAUGCUAGUGCUUACCUCUUCGGGAUUCAGGAGCAGAGCCUGUCAUCGGGGAAAUCAGAAAUGCUCAUCCAGCUGCGGCUCUGCCUGCUGUGUGUGGGGACCUCUCUGGUGCUUGGGCCCAUCCUGGGAAAGAGCUGGAGGCUCUACAAGGUGUUCACCCAGCGGGUGCCGGACAAGAGGGUGAUUAUCAAAGACCUCCAGCUGCUGGCAAUGAUAGCGGUGUUGGUGUUGGCGGAUGCUGUGCUGCUCUUCACGUGGGUUUUCUCCGACCCGGUCCAAUGCUUCCGGAGCUUCAGCGUCUCAUUGCGGGCCACAGAGAAAGGCAUGACCUGCUCAGUGAACCGGAUGCAGUCCUGUGCAUCUCUUUAUUCCGAUCUUUGGCUCGUUCUCGUUUUAGGGUUUAAGAGUGUGCUGCUGCUGUACGGGACGUACCUGGCCGGCCUGACUGACGGCGUCAGCUCUCCACCAGUCAACCAGUCCCUAACGCUCAUCGUGGGGGUCAACCUCAUCUUCCUGGUGGCCGGCACCGUUGUUUUGGUUCACCGCUUCUUCCGCACUUGGCACAACUUGCUCUUCGGUAUCACCUCUGGAGGCAUCUUUGUGUGUACGACCACGAUCAACUGCUUCAUCUUUGUCCCCCAGCUCAGGCAGUGGAAGGCCUUUGAAGAAGAAAACCAGACUCUGAGCCACAUGGCAAAAUACUUCAGCAGCCCAAGCAGGAGCUACCACUCAGUGUACAGCGAGGAGCAGCUCUACCAGCUGAUAGAGGAGAAGAACGCCAUGAAGCAGCUGCUGACAGAGAAAAAUGCCGUGAUUGAGAGCCUGCAGGAGCAAGUGAACAACGCCAAGGAGAAGCUGAUGAGGCUGAUGUCAGCGGAGGGUGGCUGCAGCCCUGCAGUGUUGAAUCCCUGCACCCAGAGCACAGGGCAGCAUAGCGACAAGUGCAGCAGCGCUGGGGAUGUGCCCAUGGAGAACUGGUCUCUGGAUGUAGAGAAGGAUGGGCAGCAAACUUCCUCUGUGCCUCACAGUCCCGUGCCUCCUAACAGCGAUGCUCAGGACCUCUGGAAACAUGUGGACCAUGAGCACAGACUGAUGGAGGAGCCUGAGUGCUCACCAGAACUGCUUUUUGACAUGGGAAACAGCCUGGAAUGCAGCCCAGAACAUGCCCAGGAGUGUGGAAUGCUCGCUGAGAAGCUUCCUCUGGAGCAGGAUGCCUUAGCUGCUGUGGUUGUAGAGCAUCCCCCCAAGGUCAGCUAUGUGAGCAGUGACAAGCUGCAGGAAGUCUUGCAGGAGCUCAGCCUGGACAGCAGGACCUGCAGCCCAGCCCUUCCGAUGCACACAGGUGGGAUAUGGAGGGCACAAGAGGGGCACCCAGCCGUCCACAGCUCCCUCACCCCAUACCCGCCCUGGCGGUGGCAGCGUGUCCUGAUGCCCCCCACCUCCACUGGCCUUCCUGUAUCCCCUCGUGCCUGGUGCACAGCAGGCAGCAGGCUGGGAACCCAGAGCCACGGGGAACCAGGGUGCCACGGGCUGGGUAAGGAAAGUGAGGGGGCUGGCAGGGGACUCCCCCAACCAUCACUGUCCUCUCCCUCCAUCCCUGCCAAGGGUUGGCUGGGGCUGCGGGGCUGGGCGCUGAGCGGCACAGAACUAGAGGGUCACCGCAACGCUUCCCUACAAGACUGGCAGCAGCGGAGUAGCCUGGGGGUGCCAGCACGUUCCAUCCUGCACUCUCUUUACCAUUACCCAGACUCGGACUCCAGCAGCAGCUCCGAGGAGGAGUUUCCCUGCCGCCACCGGCCGUGUUGCCAGCACUGUCUGCAGAGUCCCUGCGGCCCUCUGGGCAGAAGCAGCAGCAGCAGCAGCAGUAGCAGCACAGAGACAGAUAUGGAGCCUGGCGGAGCCAUGGGACGCUGGCUGGAGCCCCAGGGCAAGACUCAGCCCGUUGUGAACUUCAAAGAAGAUCUGAAACCCACGUUUGUGUGAGCACAAGCACCCAUGCCUCAAAGGCGAGUGCCUCCUUCCUCCCCAAACACACCAUGGGGAAGGAACACAUUGAUGCAGAAGUGCAUCACUCUUGGUUGGGGAUGGCAGGAGAGCUCACAGCCUGUCCCACCUCUGAGCCAGGCUUUGUGGCCCAGUGCACGUUGGAGGCUCUCUGUUGAGGCUCAGUAGUAUUGGAAUUCAAGCGUGGAGUCCAAAGGUGACAUCUCUGGAUGUGGCCAUGUGUUUUAUAUGGCUCAGUUGCACAGUCAUAGGUUACACUCAGGUUGGCGCUGAAGGAAAGGAGAACCAAACAGUCUUAAAAGAGGAUCUGAAAAGGUCCCUCUUUUUUUUAUCUUUUUCUUCUCUUUUUUUCUUUUACUGCUUUUCUAAAUUUUCCUGGGGCUUCUGUGCCCCACUGUAUGUCUUUGUGGUAGGUGAAAUAGUCUGGGAUGGUUUAGGUUUGUUGGUUUGUUUAACUUAAUGCGGUUUGUUUCAUUUUUGUCUGAGAAAUACAAAGACCAGUAAAUGUGUUGUUCACUGUUCCUGUUGAAAUGUGUGUGAAGGCUUUUCAGUGUGUGGCUGCCACCGUAGAAGGAAGGGGAGCUGAGAGCUGGAGCCCGGCCUGCAGGACCCAGUGAAGGCAGGAAGCAACUAGUGCUGAAGGGAUGGCACCAGAUGUGUCCCCUACAGCCCUGAGCAGCCCGUUCCGUGCCCACCGCCCUGUGGUGCAGCCCUUGUCCCUGACCCCCAGCUGCCCCUCCCCUGGCACAGCUCCAUGCUGCCUCCAUCAGGCCUCCCCUCAGCUCCUCUGCUCUGCGCUGAGCACACCACAGGACCCCAGUGGCUCUUCACACCCCUUGCCCUCCAGACCCUUUGCCCUCUACAUAGCCCUCCUUUGGAUGCUUGCACAUAGUUUUAUGUCUUGAAAUGGGAACGCUCCAGAGUGUGAUCCCAGUGCCCAAGGUCCACAUCCUCUUGAGGCCCUGGUGGACCCUUCCCCAGCUGUGAGGGCAGCCAAAUGGUGGAGACUUAUGGAGGGGCUGGGCUCGGAUCUAUGGGGUUUGUUGCUCUGAUGGGAUUCAGGGAGAUGAAAGCUCUCCUUGCUAUGGGAUCCCCGGAAGAGAGCAUGGGAUGUGGGGUAGGAGAGUGGUGCCAACAAGAUGGAAAGGGUGUGUGUGAGCAAUGCCUGGUGCUUUUGGUGGGUCACAGCUCCAGCCUUCUCCCAUAUCCAGCAAAGAACAGAUUGAAUCCAGGUGGGAAGAUCCGAAGCUCUGUGUGGUAGACCAGGCUGCCUGUAUGUGAAAGAACAGAGAGAUUUGAUGGGCUGCCUUUUAUUGCCCUUAGUGUUAUGGGUUUAUCACAUUGAGCACUGCACACUGCAGGCCUUCCUGCUGCUUAUCUUUAGGUUGUGGUAUUUAGUACUUAGUAUUUGGUUCCCCCAUAGCUCCUUAUACAGCUCCUUAUACACAGCCUUUUGAGGAGCCUGUCUCCUUGUCAGCUGAUUCAAAACACCUUAAUUAGGGCUUUGCCUAGAACCUAAGGUGACCCAUGAAGGACCUUUCCCCAGUCUGCAGAGAGAAGAAGUGUUGCUAACCACAGGACAUUCCUGUGGCCAUGUGAAGAGCAGCAGCUGAUGGCCCUGCUUCUAUGGACAGAGUGGGUUUUGAGAAGGUGAGAGAGCACUGACAUCCACAUGUCACCUCCACAGGCCUGAAAGAAGCUGUGGAAGAGUUGUCCAACAGCCACGAGGGCUUCAGUGAAGCUCUGUCCUGAACACUCCUGCUUUCCUGAGCCCAGACACCAGACCAGUCUCUUACCCUGUUCUUCACACAUGCCUCCUCCUUGGCCUCUACUUCUAUGUAUUCCUCCAACUGCAGCUGCUGAUCUUACCCCAAAUCUGCUCUUAAAGCCAAGGGCAGCUAAGCUGUAGAUGUCCAUCUGUGAGGCAUGAAGCCCAUGGGUGUAAGCAGCACCCUGACCAGAGCUUUGUGCUUCAGAAAGUGAUCCCAUGCUUAAGGGACAGGAAAAAAAAACAAGAAAAAACAACCAUACAUAAAUCAGUGGGUGCUGAGAUGGUAGGAGAAGCCUCUCCCAGCAAGGUCUCUUGCUUUCAUGUCUACACCACUAGCUCUCUCCACUGUGCAGGAGCCUGCAGCUGAGCUGAGCUGGUUUUCCUCCAUCUUCUGCACCUGCAGCUUUAUGCUUUUUGCUGUCAGAGCGCAACCAUUUACGUAAGGAUUUGUUUUUCUCUUUUUUUUCUGUCCUAGAGCUUCAUGCAGACAGGAUGGGAGCAAGGGACUUUGUUCUGCCAGGCAGCUAUAUAAAGCGCUCAGUGAUUCAGCAUUUACUGUGCCUUACACAGAUUCCUCUGUUAUCAUAUCAGCAGGAAUGCGGGGCUAGGAGGGAUCUCCAAGUCACUGUCAUGUUCCCUUGCUGUGACAAGCACUGAGUCAUGAAGUCCCUCUUCUUCAUUUAUCACAGUCCAUCUCAGAAGUCGCUAGGAGUUUUCUUGGCAGGUUAUUCCGUAGCCUCACUCUGACACUGAGGAAACUUGUUUCUGAUUUCUAGCCCACAAUUUCUUUCCCCGAGCCUAUUUUUAUCCAUUUGUUUUCAUGCCAGUGCUGCCUUCUUGUUAAUAGCUUUUCUUCCUUCUUUAACCUGCUGUCUUAUAUGCUGAUAGAGAGUGGGGCUUUUGCUUCCCAGAAUCGUUUGUCUACUCAGACAAUAGAUCUUCUAUUUCUAGUUCCUUCCGGCAGCCCAUAGCUGCUGCUCUUCCUCUAAAGAGCUCGUCAAGUACAAGAAUGGGGCCACGCUCACCUUUCAGAAAGCAGACAAGAAGAAAUAAUCAUCAUUAGGGCACCAGAAGGGCAUGCCAGAAGUAGGCAGCUUUACUAGGGGUCAGCAAAAACAUUUUCUCUGAAAUCUCAUAAUGGAGCAGGGGGUGCUGGUACCCAUCAAGGGCUGGCUUUACCAACAGCAAUGUACUUGCAGAGGGAGGCCUGUUCAUCCCUCACAUGCUGAUGUUUCCUUCCAGCACAUCUCCUGCAAGUUCCAAGAGUGCACCUGCGCCUAGUCCUGGAGAGCCUGUACUUGUCAGAGCUUCCCAUGGCUUAGGACACUCAGUUGCCCAGAGAAGCUAUGGAUGCCCCAUGCCUGGAAGCAUUCAAGGUCUGGUUGAAUGGGGCUCGAGGAAGCCUGAUCUAGUGAGUGGCAGCCCUGCCCUCAAUGGUGGAACUGGAUGGACUUUGAAGUCCCUUCCAACACGAGCCACGGUUCUAUGAAUGGCAUUCCCUUUUUAUUGGACACAGUGAAUACAACCAGCAAGAUACCCUCCCAGAGGUGUGUGCUGGUUUCCAGGCAGUUUCACCUUGUAUCUAACUCAAAUUAUCAGGGCAAUAAAGAGUACAGCAGGAAUAUCGUGAGCUGACGCAAUCGCACCGUGCAUUUACAGCUCAGCUUGGCAGAUCCACGGGCAGUGGGAUACACCGUAAGUGGUUACAGCAAAUUCAAGUUGUUGUUUGAAAGCAGCUGCGUUUCUUUAAACAGCUCCCAAAUCCAGGUGCUGGAUAAAGGCGAUUCCUGUGACAGGUGAACCUUUCGUUUGCUGGUGGAUUAUGCUUUCACAAGUGUCAGCUCAUUUUCUCGCUAUUACAGCAUUUUUCAUACCAGUUACAAAAACACAUUUAAUGCUUUCCUGUGACCCAUUCUUUGUGACUCCCUGACAGAAAGGUCUCAUUCAGCUGUCAUUCAAGUGAUUCAAGUGGACGCAGGGCCAACUCCCUGAGAUACAUUCAGGCUUCCUUAAUAUGUAUUUACAAAAAGCCUUUUGAGUGCUUCCCGAGGGGGGCCACAGAGGCAGGUCAACCCUUCAAUGAACAGGAAAAUGAGAGCCAAUGCUCCCAGCCCUUGUGGCUUUCUUAGCCAGCAAGGCUUGAACCCCAGCAUGAAUCCCAGCAUUCACUGGAAAACAUGGUUGAGACAAGGGAAGGUAGGAAGGAGAUCAGGCAGCGGGCUGGAAUACAUGCGGUGAAGACUGAUGUUGCUGUUGAGUAAUCAGUAUUUGCUGUAUUUGGAUGAUUUGUUCACAAACAGCUGGUUUUAGUGAAUCAGACCAUAGUUUUGUGCACGCUCUUGCAUGUAUUUGUGUCCACCCUCAAAGAGGAAACGUCCCAAGUUCCCAGAAUCACCCCAUCAGGAACUGACUGGAAUUUGACAGCUGCAAAUCAGAAGGAGCCAAGAAUUCUCCUCUCCAUCAGAAAUUCAUUCAUCUGCUGAAAUAAGCGUGAGAUUUCUACUACUAAGCAGAGAUAUCUCUAGAUGAUGGUGACAUUAGAAACAGCCCCACAGGUGAGGUAAUUCCACUGUAGCAUUCUGCUAUGCAAUCAGAAGCUGGGCUGAGGGGGGCACUGUUCUACUAGAAGGGUGAUGCCCCUAAGCCAGACCCAGCAGGGGCCUAUUUAAUUUGCAACACUGGGCCUUUCCCCUUCUGGUCCUGAUGGCCACCAGUCCCACAGCAGGAGUUAAGGUCAGUUUUGCACUGACCACCCAUCUUACAGGGCAGCUGGAAAGAUACGGACAUUGUUUCAAAAGUUAUUGGUUGGAUUUUUGCAUGGGUGCCAAGAUCCAUGUUGCUGCAAGCUGAGCAACUGAGUGUUCCUCUCUCCCUUUACAGGAUUGUUAUAAAAUGAUUUCCCCCUGUGACCAGUCUAGGCUGUUCUAACGCACACUCAGAAAUGAAGCACUGACUUUUAAAAAGAUCUUCCUGCCCUUAGGGUGACAGAUGAAAGAACAGGUCACAGCUUUGUUCUGCUGCAACGUGUCUGGAAGUGUUGAGUGGCACGCUUUCAUUACAGCAACAUUUCCACUUGUCUCAUUGUUUUUUUGCAAGUUUGCAACCUACCUGUAGUGUAUUAAAGGAACUGCUGGGAUGACCAAAACAGCUAUGAGACACGGCUUUGCUCAUGUCACUUAGGCAGCAAUAGCCGUCUCUUGGCAGCUGUGUCUGUUGAACAGAGUACGUUGGCUUCCACCUGUAACAUAAACCUGGUGGCAUUUCUCAGCGGCUCAGCAGGCGUGCCCAAGCCCAGGAUAACAUCAGUUCAUUUAAUAAGCCGGAAUAUUGGCUUUACAAAAUAAAGUCAUCUGUUUAAGAGAAGUCCAAGGACGGUGCUCACAUCACUUCGGCAGCUUGAGCGUGCUGCUGCUUUAUCUCCGCCUUUGACUUUUGUCCCCAGUCUAAUACCACUGUUUUUAUGACUCUGCAGUAACCAGCGGAAUCAAUUAAUUUAGAUGUUCCAGAUAACGAGGAAUUUGUUCUGCAGCAAAAAGGUCUCCAAUGAAGACUAAAAUGUUAGAGGCCCAGAGCGUGCUGCAGUUAGUGAUUCUUUGAUAAUGAGUGAGAACAGAGAGGAGAAAAGCAAGGGUGAAAGAAGAUGAAAUACCUACUACUUCAUUAUCUGGCAUUAACAUCCCAGUGUGCAUUAAGGCUGCAUUCUCCAUAAAAAUACCUUGGGUUCACUUGCCUAUCGUCUCCUAAAAAUCGAGGUGUUAUACCAAAACGUUCACACCGAGUGUUCUGGAAGAACUAAAGUGAACGUGAUUCAGGAUGUUUCCAAGAACAUGUCUAAAAUAAAUGCAUUUUCUCUCA
Coturnix japonica (Japanese quail) is the source of this 14655-nucleotide messenger RNA. RefSeq names its product G protein-coupled receptor 156 (gene GPR156). Gene Ontology annotation, molecular function: G protein-coupled GABA receptor activity. Gene Ontology annotation, biological process: gamma-aminobutyric acid signaling pathway; G protein-coupled receptor signaling pathway. Gene Ontology annotation, cellular component: membrane; G protein-coupled receptor heterodimeric complex. Lineage: Eukaryota; Metazoa; Chordata; Aves; Galliformes; Phasianidae. The record is from RefSeq and is a predicted model, not a curated record.